AUGGAAACAAAACUCAAUGCAAAACUAGCCACAGCCCACAAAUAUUACAGAGAUGGAAGGUCAGCCAACUAUGAAACACAAAUUUUACUUACGCAACAAAACGGGUAUUUAGAGCCAGACGAAGGCGAAAAAACCUAUAAAGUAAACCAAAAACAACUCAAAGAAAUUGUCCCUGAAUAUAGCUCAAGGCACAUUUUUGACCUUAAUUUGAGUUUUGGUCCAUAUGCACUUGAUUACACAAUGAACGGUACCAGCCUAUUACUUGGAGGCCGCAAAGGCCACAUUGCGUUAAUGAACUGAAGAGAAGCCAAACUAAUGACUGAAUUCCAUCUAAAAGAGCUUGUAAGAGACGUAAAAUUCUUACAAAACGAGCUUCUUUUUGCUGUAGCCCAAAGAAAAGGGCUUUAUAUUUAUGAUAGCCAAGGUAUUGAAGUCCAUGCUUUAAAAACACAUAUAGAACCUCAAAAAUUGGAAUACUUGCCUUAUCAUUUUUUACUUGUGUCUGCAAAUAAUCAUGGAUUUUUGAAAUAUCUGGACAUUUCUGUAGGAAAGCCUGCUGCUGAGCAUAGGUUCCACUUUGAAAAUGUCAAUGAUAUGAAGAGGAAUCCAUGAAAUGGGGUCAUUUGCGUAGGGGAUGCAAGAGGGAUUGUCACUAUGUGGACACCAAAUAUAAAUAAGCCAGUUGUUAGGCUGAUUGCUCAUAAUGGGCCAUGCAAAAGUUUAGCUAUAGAUUCUAGAGGGCUCUAUUUAGCCACUGGAGGUGCCGAUUGUAAAGUAAAAAUUUUUGAUAUUAGGUCAUUAGGAAAUCCACUCCAAGAAUACUGGACAGAAGUUCCAUGUAACAGCCUUUCAAUUAGUCAGACUGGGCUGCUAUCAAUGAGCUCUCUUAGUGAAGUAAAAAUAUGAAAAGACUGGCAGCUAGAAAAACAAAAAUCUCCUUAUAUGUCUCAUAUCUGCACUAGUUCUAUAGCAGACACUCAAUUUGUGCCUUAUGAAGAUUUUCUUGGUAUUGGAACGGCUAAUGGAUUUAGCAAUAUUUGUAUCCCUGGAAGUGGCUUAGCUAACUAUGAUAGCAAUGAAGCCAAUAUUUUCCAAACAAAAAGGCAAAGACAGGAACAAGAAGUCCAUAAUUUAUUAGAAAAAUUGCCACCUGAUACUAUAGUCCUGAAUCCACAUGAAAUUGGGACUGUUGAUAAAGCCUCUGAAGAAGUGAUCAAAGCAGAAGAAAAGGCUGAAAAAGAAGAAAAAGAAAGACUAGAAAAUGAAAAAAAGAAAAAGAAGAAAAAAGAAAAAGAAAAGAAGAAGGUCAAAGAGUCUGUGCAUACAAAGAAAGUGAGAGAGAAGAUUCAGGAUAGCUUGAUGGAGAAAAAGAAAGAUAAGCUAGAACAAAAAGAAAAAAUGGCAAAAGAUAUACAAUUUUUGAUGGAUGCAACUGCAGAUUUAUUUGAUGUUCCUAAGAAGAAAAAGAAAAUAAACGAAGAAUAA
Blepharisma stoltei is the source of this 1485-nucleotide messenger RNA. NCBI's taxonomy places the organism in Eukaryota, Ciliophora, Heterotrichea, Heterotrichida, Blepharismidae. The record is from the annotation of a GenBank genome assembly.